CUAGACAUCGAAUACUUAAUAAUAUAAAGAACAUACGUAAGACCAAGCAAACUGUAAGGUGCCCAUGGAUCGCCCUUAUAUAAAGCUUGUUGUCAUUGGAGACGGCGGUGUUGGUAAAACGUGCAUGCUCAUGGCUUACACGACCAAGGAUUUCCCACGGAAAUGGCUCCCCAGGCAGUUCGACAACUGCUCCUUCCAUUACGUGUUCUCUGGUAAACCGGUGAUCAUGGCAUACUUGGAUAUUGUGGUUGAUCUAUUCGCCGAAGAUGUUCGCCAGCGUUAUUUAUACCGUCACACGAACGUCUUUCUUGCCUGCUACUCAAUGGGAAGCAGAGAAUCGUUCUUACAUUUAAAAGAAAAGUGGAUCCCAGACUUUCAAGCCCAUGGCCCCAAAGUCCCUUUUGUCAUCGUAGCAACUAAAUUAGACCUACGUCACGGAGCGGAAGAUACUGGAGAGAACCUUGUAAGCUACGGAGAGGGACACGCACUGGCCAAAUCACUGAACGCACCCUUUAUAGAGAUCAGUGCUUUAACUCGGGAAGGUUUAGACAAAUGCUUCGAAAUUGCUGCUGAACAAGCAUUGAGUUUCAUGGAACUCAAUCAAACAAACGGCCUCGAAAUACUGGACGGUUCAAGUACAGAUAAGCCAGUUCUAAUGCCACCAGUUAUCCCAGUUUUGCCCAAUGCUGGCAAAGCUCCUUGGAUGGAAAUAGAAACAUCAGAAUUUGCUGGUGACUGGUUAAAAACAUUGCAGGAUCCCAAAUUUCACGAUGUCACAUUUCUUGUCGAAGGUGUUAGACGUCUUCAUGCUCACAGAAUAAUUCUGUCUUCAGCCUCCAAGUUGUUUGGACAAGUUUUGGCCAGUACCAUGCCUUGUACGAGUUCACAGUUACAAGAGUUAAAUCAGAUUGACAGUUUUCAGAGAGAGGAUUUGAAUGCUGGUAAAGUUGAAGGAAUCAGUUCAGUUUAUGAUACUGGUUCGGACACAACCAUAGAACUUAGUGCAGACGUUAAGGCUGGAACUUUUGUAAGAGUUCUAGAGUUUUUAUAUGCAGGUACUCCAAAUUUACCUGAAGAUUGUGGAGAAGAUGAAAUUCAAGAACUGCGGAAGGUGUCUUUACUUUUUCAACUCCCUUAUUUGACCACAAUUUGUGAUAAUAUUUUAAAGAAAGAGGAAUUUUUGAAUCCUAGCAUUGGAACAUAUCUCACUGAUGAAACUGUUGCAAAAAUGAAAGAGCUUUUCUUUAAUCAAGAGGCAAAUGCAGAUGUUGUUUUUUGUGUUGAAGAUAGAAAAAUAUUUGCCCACAAAGUUGUGUUGUAUACCAGAAGUCACGUGAUGGCGGCCAUGUUUUCUGGUACACUUACAACAGGGUCUCAAGAGAUCAAAGACAAGCCAGUAGAAAUCAAUAUCAACAACACAUCAGCAGAAAAUUUCCUGGCGUUAUUAGAGUACCUCUACACAGACCACGCCCCACUGGAAGAAAGCGAAGACCUAGUUGGGAUUUUAGCACUGGCAGAUGAAAACUGCCUGCCCAGACUUGCGAACUUGUGUGAACUUUAUUUGAGUAAAGAGGUGGACAAGGCAUGCCAGGCUAAAAUACAGAGAGCUGAGAUUGAUGUGAUUGGAGUUUUAAACACAGCUCAGAUGCUCAAUGCGAAACAGUUGUCCAGGCACUGUCUUUAUCUGAUCUCCACAAAUUAUUUGGAUUUCGCGAACAGAAUAGAAUUUAACGACUUGUCAUACGCUGAUCGCGCCUAUGUUGAAAAUCAUCGAUGGCUUCCCUUGGGGUACUUAAAAGAUGUACAGGAGUAUGAAAACGCAAAGGACGAAAAGGGAGGCAACGAAUAAUGUUUAAACAUUGGCAGAUAAUUUGUUGGAAAAUCACUUUUUGUAUGUGUCCGUUCCAGUUGUUUACAUAAUAUAUAAACUUUAACAAAACUCAAAUAAUUCAUAACAAUGCAUACACGCCUUGUAAUAAUAUAGUUUAAUAUAAUGACGUAAUCUCAGUUUCCAAACCUUUUAUAAACCUCUUGCGUAAAUGUUUGAAAAUAUUUUGAGAAAUUUUAAUAUUUAGUAAACUUCAGGUUAAUGUGUAAGGCUCUUUAAGCAAGGGUAAAUUUUUGUGUAACAUUUUUUUCAAUUGUAAUAGCAGUUUAACUCUGUCUUGCAUUGAUAUAAGCUGCUUAACUCCCUGUGGGUCAACUUGUUGGUCAUUUUGCCAUGUUAUCUACUCAGAUUUAGUUUUAAUUGGUUCAGUUCAGUAGACAGUUUUGUUAUGGCCUCAGAUUAUUUUUGUUACUGACCCUUAUAUUCAAACCUUUUAUGGUCUUGUAAUCAUGUAUGUCAUUUUCUAUUGAUAAUAAACAUUAUUAACCUUGAAA
Molecule: messenger RNA, 2382 nt
Organism: Physella acuta
Lineage: Eukaryota; Metazoa; Mollusca; Gastropoda; Physidae
Product: rho-related protein racA
Biological process (GO): small GTPase-mediated signal transduction
Molecular function (GO): GTPase activity; GTP binding; protein binding
Source: RefSeq, a predicted model, not a curated record